UGACUUUAUUCAACAAAUCAUAAAGAUAUUGGAACAUUAUAUUUUAUUUUUGGAAUUUGAGCAGGAAUAGUAGGAACUUCUUUAAGUUUAUUAAUUCGAGCAGAAUUAGGUAAUCCUGGAUCUUUAAUUGGAGAUGAUCAAAUUUACAAUACUAUUGUCACAGCUCAUGCUUUUAUUAUAAUUUUUUUUAUAGUUAUACCAAUUAUAAUUGGUGGAUUUGGUAAUUGACUUGUACCUUUAAUAUUAGGAGCCCCUGAUAUAGCUUUCCCUCGAAUAAAUAAUAUAAGUUUUUGAUUACUCCCCCCUUCCCUAACUUUACUUAUUUCAAGAAGAAUUGUAGAAAAUGGAGCAGGAACAGGAUGAACAGUUUAUCCCCCACUUUCAUCUAAUAUUGCACAUGGAGGAAGAUCAGUAGAUUUAGCUAUUUUUUCUUUACAUUUAGCUGGAAUUUCAUCUAUUUUAGGAGCAAUUAAUUUUAUUACUACUAUUAUUAAUAUAAAAUUAAAUAAUUUAUCUUUUGAUCAAAUACCAUUAUUUAUUUGAGCUGUAGGAAUUACUGCAUUUUUACUAUUAUUAUCACUACCAGUUUUAGCAGGUGCUAUUACUAUACUUUUAACAGAUCGAAACCUUAAUACAUCUUUUUUUGAUCCUGCUGGAGGAGGUGAUCCUAUUUUAUAUCAACAUUUAUUUUGAUUUUUUGGACAUCCAGAAGUAUAUAUUUUAAUUUUACCAGGAUUUGGUAUAAUUUCUCACAUUAUUUCUCAAGAAAGAGGAAAAAAAGAAACAUUUGGUUGUUUAGGGAUAAUUUAUGCUAUACUAGCUAUUGGAUUAUUAGGAUUUAUUGUAUGAGCUCAUCAUAUAUUUACAGUUGGUAUAGAUAUUGAUACUCGAGCUUAUUUUACAUCAGCUACUAUAAUUAUUGCAGUACCAACAGGAAUUAAAAUUUUUAGUUGAUUAGCUACUUUUCAUGGAACUCAAAUUAACUAUUCCCCAUCUAUUUUAUGAAGUUUAGGAUUUGUAUUUUUAUUUACUGUUGGAGGAUUAACAGGAGUAAUCUUAUCUAACUCUUCUAUUGAUAUUACAUUACAUGAUACAUAUUAUGUAGUAGCCCAUUUUCAUUAUGUAUUAUCUAUGGGAGCAGUAUUUGCUAUUUUAGGGGGAUUUAUUCAUUGAUAUCCUUUAUUCACUGGAUUAUCUUUAAAUCCUUAUUUAUUAAAAAUUCAAUUCAUCACAAUAUUUAUUGGAGUAAAUUUAACCUUUUUCCCUCAACAUUUUUUAGGGUUAGCAGGAAUACCUCGACGAUACUCUGAUUACCCAGAUUCUUAUAUUUCUUGAAAUAUUAUUUCAUCUUUAGGAUCUUAUAUUUCUUUAGUAGCCAUUAUAAUAAUAUUAAUUAUUAUUUGAGAAUCUUUAAUUAAUCAACGAAUUGCUUUAUUUACAUUAAAUUUACCCUCAUCAAUUGAAUGAUACCAAAACUUACCUCCAGCAGAACAUUCAUAUAAUGAACUACCUAUUUUAAGUAACUUCUAAUAUGGCAGAUUAUAUGUAAUGGAUUUAAACCCCAUUUAUAAAGGAUUAUCCUUUUUUUAGAAAUGGCAACAUGAUCAAAUUUUAAUUUACAAAAUGGAGCAUCCCCCUUAAUAGAACAAAUUAUUUUCUUUCAUGAUCAUACUUUAAUUAUUCUUAUUAUAAUUACAAUUUUAGUUGGUUAUUUAAUAACAAAUUUAUUUUUUAAUAAAUAUAUUAAUCGAUUCUUAUUAGAAGGACAAAUAAUUGAAUUAAUUUGAACUAUUUUACCAGCAAUUACUUUAAUUUUUAUUGCUUUACCAUCAUUACGAUUAUUAUAUUUAUUAGAUGAACUAAAUAAUCCCUUAAUUACCUUAAAAUCAAUUGGCCAUCAAUGAUAUUGAAGUUAUGAAUAUUCAGAUUUUCAUAAUAUUGAAUUUGAUUCAUAUAUAAUCCCUUCUAAUGAAAUAAAUUCUAAUAGAUUUCGAUUAUUAGAUGUUGAUAAUCGAAUUGUUUUACCUAUAAAUAACCAAAUUCGAAUUAUAGUUACAGCAACAGAUGUAAUCCACUCUUGAACUAUCCCAUCAUUAGGGGUAAAAGUAGAUGCAAACCCCGGACGUCUUAAUCAAACUAAUUUUUUCAUUAAUCGACCUGGAAUUUUUUAUGGUCAAUGUUCAGAAAUUUGUGGAGCUAAUCAUAGAUUUAUACCUAUUGUAAUUGAAAGAAUUUCAAUUAAAAAUUUCAUUAAUUGAAUUAAUAAUUAUUCUUCAUUAGAUGACUGAAAGCAAGUACUGGUCUCUUAAACCAUUUUAUAGUAAAUUAGCAAUUACUUCUAAUGAUUUUAAAGAAUUAGUUAAAUUUAUAACAUAAAUAUGUCAAAUUUAAAUUAUUACUAAGUAAUAUUCUUUUAUCCCACAAAUAAUACCAAUUAAUUGAUUAAUUUCAUUUAUUUUUUUUAUUAUAAUUUAUUUAAUUUUUAAUAUUAUAAAUUACUAUAUUUUCAACAAUAAAAAUAUUAAUAAAAAUAAUAAUUCUAAAAAUAAAAUCAAAAAUUUCAAUUGAAAAUGAUAAGUAAUUUAUUUUCAAUUUUUGACCCCUCUACUAAUUUAUUUAAUAUUCCAUUUAAUUGAAUUAGAACAAUUUUAGGAAUUAUAUUUAUUCCAUACUCAUUUUGAUUAAUUCCUAACCGACAUUUUUUUUUAUGAAAUUUUAUUUUAUUAAAACUACAUAAUGAAUUUAAAACUUUAUUAAAAAAUAAUUAUUUCCAAGGAUCAACCUUUAUUUUUAUCUCCAUAUUUACUUUUAUCUUAUUUAAUAAUUUUUUAGGACUAUUCCCCUAUAUUUUUACAAGAACUAGUCAUUUAACAUUAUCAUUAUCAAUUUCUUUACCUUUAUGAUUAAGAUUUAUAAUUUAUGGUUGAUUAAAUAAUUCUCAACAUAUAUUUAUCCAUAUAAUUCCUCAAGGAACACCUUCUAUUUUAAUACCAUUUAUAGUAUUAAUUGAAACUAUUAGAAAUAUUAUUCGACCUGGAACUUUAGCUGUACGAUUAACAGCUAAUAUAAUUGCUGGACAUUUACUAAUAACCCUUUUAAGAAAUAAUGGAUGUAAUAUAAGAUCAUAUUUUAUUGUAAUUCUUGUUAUAAUUCAAAUUUUAUUAUUAAUUUUAGAAUCAGCAGUUGCGGUUAUUCAAUCUUAUGUAAUUGCAAUUUUAAGUACAUUAUAUUCUAGUGAAGUAAAUUAA
Helicoverpa zea (corn earworm) is the source of this 3248-nucleotide messenger RNA. RefSeq names its product cytochrome c oxidase subunit 1-like. The record is from RefSeq and is a predicted model, not a curated record. The annotation marks the transcript as partial. The transcript has a single exon. Gene Ontology annotation, biological process: electron transport coupled proton transport; mitochondrial electron transport, cytochrome c to oxygen. Lineage: Eukaryota; Metazoa; Arthropoda; Insecta; Lepidoptera; Noctuidae. Gene Ontology annotation, cellular component: membrane. Gene Ontology annotation, molecular function: heme binding; cytochrome-c oxidase activity.